AUGGAGAGCCAAGCCGAUGUACUGAGGCAGUUGCGGGCGCAUGGGCUGGCGAUGCUCACAAAGGACUUUGGAGCGCUCUGCAGCAGCCUCAGCCUGCAUAGCAUACGGGUAGAGGAGUUCACAUACCUCUGCGCUGCUGUGCUCCAAUGCGAUCUGCAGCCUCGCGACUGCGAAGUUGUCUUUGCGUUUCUCCGGGCAGAACGCGCAUCGGGUGGUGGAAUGAGCGUCACGCACCUUCUGGAGCGGUUGCGGACGCUGUUUGAGCCUCUCGAAGUGGUGUGCGCGUUGCAGCUCAAGUGCCUCCUCGAAACACGCAGGCUUGAUUACUGCAACGUGUCGCUCAAUGAACUGAAGAAGGCUGAGGCUGGGUUGCGCUCCCUUCUCGUCGACGACCCGCUCGAUCUUGAAGUGGGCGCGCAGUGGGAGCAUCUCGAGGACGAGCUGCAACGGCUGCAUCUGCGCUUUGCGGUCCCCGUACCAACGUUUCGCUUGCUGGUGCGUCGCUCGGCGCGCGCUCUUCGGUCGGCGGUGCGCGCGCUGGGUUGGGAUGGGAAGAUACAACGGCGUCUCUGGCAAGAGGAAGACGAGGAGCCCAGCAAUGAUGGGGUGCAGGAGCCACUCCGCGCCUUUGAUCUUGGUGGCCUCCGUACAUGUACAGUAAAGGAGAUUUGCAACGAGGGUGGCGUGCAGGACAGGAGCACCGCCGUUCUCUCCGCAGUGGCGAAGCUGUACCAUCAUCGCCUGACUUUGGGAGCACAGUCCCUGGCCGCCGCUGAGCGGCUGCACCCUGCGCUCGGGGCAACCGUGCGGACCGCCAGCCGUGUCUCGUCCUUGAGCUCGCCAAAGUCCGCGGCCGAUCUGACACACCCCCGCUUCAGAGCCGACCUCUACGCUGUUUUUCCAGACGCGCCAUCUUGCACAGCGGCGAGGAGGGAGGCUUUCACUGCAAACUAG
Messenger RNA from Leishmania mexicana MHOM/GT/2001/U1103, 954 nucleotides. RefSeq lists its product as hypothetical. Lineage: Eukaryota; Euglenozoa; Kinetoplastea; Trypanosomatida; Trypanosomatidae. Bases 1 to 954 code for a protein of 317 amino acids. The transcript has a single exon. The record is from RefSeq and is a predicted model, not a curated record.